Messenger RNA from Rotaria sp. Silwood1, 1515 nucleotides. The record is from the annotation of a GenBank genome assembly. Lineage: Eukaryota; Metazoa; Rotifera; Eurotatoria; Philodinida; Philodinidae.
AUGGGAGGAAGUACAUUAGCUAAUAGAGCAAGUCGUUUCGAUCAAAAACUAUCUCAAGAAACGCCGGGACCUGGUACAUAUGAAUUACGCAAAACUCAAUCAGCUCAUUCAACUAUUACUGAUAUUCAUCCACGUCCUAAUACAUUUAAAUAUAAUCGUAAAUCUGUUCCACCAUCUAUUCCUGAUCCUAAAUUCGCUUAUGGUUUCGAAGAAGAUGCUGGCGGUACACUUGUACCACAACAACCACCAACAAGAGAUGCUUCUAUAGGUCCAGCUUUUUAUAAUCCACCACCUGCUGUUGAAAUCGAUGCAUCAAAAUUAUAUCAUGGUGUUCAUUUUGGAAAAUAUUCUGGUAAACGUACAGAUUUUUCUGGUAAAACAGGUCCUGGUCCAGGUGAAUAUGAUCCAAAUGAUCCAAUUAAACUUGAAAUUCAUCAUAUUAAUAUGAAAACAUGGGAUAAAAGACCUGAAUUACAAGUUGCAAGAUAUCCUGAUAAUUUACUUAAAAUAGCUAAUAAAGAAAGUAUUCCAGGACCAGGUCAAUAUACAAUAAAACGUGAACUUGAUCCAGAACCACCUAAAGGUGAUGUAAUUGGACUUGAAUUUGAACGACCUGGAUUUGGUUCACAGACUGAACGAUUUAAUUCUAUCAGAUCUGCAGCACCUGGUCCAGCAACAUAUAAUGAUAAAGUAAUGACAGCAUUUAAUGCUAUUCAAUCAAAACCAUCAAGUCUUAAACGAAAUCCAUUUAAUCAAACAUCAGCAAGAUUUGUUGGUCUUGAUUAUAAAGUAAGAAGUGCUCCAGGUCCUGGUCAAUAUCGUAUACCUGGUUUUGCUGAUGAAAAUUUAAGAAAAGCUGUUGUUGAAGGUGGUAAAAAACCACCAUUUAAUGUUGCUUCUGUCAGAAAAUUAAAUAUGACACGUAAAGAUGAAUAUAAUACUCCUGGUCCAAGUAGUUACGACAUUAAACCUAAACCAUUUAGAUCAAAAAUAGAACAUCCAACAUCAAAUUUUGUUUCCGGUACAGCACGGGAAGCUGUUGUUGAAGAUAUUCCAGGUCCAACAGCUUAUGAUGUUUCAAGUGCUUAUCAAGCACUUACAUCUCAACAUCGACAACCACCACGUUCUAAAAAUGCUCGUAGACGGCAUGGUCAAUUUUUAAGUGCAGCUAAACGUACAUUUGCUGGUGAUGCAGCACUUGAUACACCUGGUCCAGGUGCUUACGAUGGAUUUAUUAAUGAACGUCCGCGAGGUGUUGCACCUGUACGUGACACUCGUUUUCGUUUUGAAACUUCAAAAAUACCAGGUCCUGCUGAUUAUGAAUUAUCACCGCUUCUUCAAGAUACUGUUCUUCGUGGUACAUUUAAUUCAACAUUAAAUAAUCCUAUUCUAGCAAAACUACAAAAUCGUGCUUUACGUGAAGAAAAAUUAGCUGCUGCAGCCUUAAAUUCUGCUGCGAUUACACAACCUAUAGACACUACGGGAAGUAUUGGAGAAGUAGCUGUUCACACUUGA